UCCAGUCUUUGGAGCGAGUUGCACACUCACACUCAGAAACACACUGCACAGAGCAAGGGAUCCUAAGGAACUGCUGAAGAACCCAGUCACAUAGGGGGGACAGACCAGACAAAGCCACCAAGAUGUGUGACAUGGGGGGAUUGGAUAACCUGGUGGCCAACACGGCCUACCUGAAAGCCCAGGGUGGUGACGACAAGGAGAUGAAAAAGCGUCGUCGGAGUUUGUCACUGCCCCCGGCUGAGCAGUGUGCCACCGUCCGGACUACCAUUGAUAAGAACUUUGAGUCGCUCUGUGAGAGGCAACCAAUCGGCAAGAAGUUCUUCCGGCAGUUCCUGACUGCUACCCCAGAGUACAUCAAUGCCGCUGAGUACCUGGACGAGCUGAAUGACUGGGAUCUGGCGGAAGGCGCUGACAAGGACAAGCAGAGGGCGAACAUGAUGAAAAAGUUUUGCAAGGCCGACUCCAAAAACUUUCUGACCUACCUCCCUGGGGAGGUAGCUGACAAGUGUAAGGCAGUGACGGACAAUGACUUUGACGAAGUGAUGAAUGUCAAGGUGAAGGAAGCCACACGGGAGUUUCUGAAAGACAAGCCCUUCACAGACUACCAAACUAGCCCCUUCUUUGACAAAUUCCUGCAGUGGAAGGAGUACGAGAAGCAGCCCAUCAGUGAUAAAACCUUUUACGAGUUCAGAACUCUGGGUAAGGGAGGUUUUGGAGAGGUAUGUGCCGUACAGGUGAAGAACACAGGCCAGAUGUACGCCUGCAAGAAGCUGUGCAAGAAGCGCCUGAAGAAGAAACAUGGUGAGAAGAUGGCCCUGCUGGAGAAGCAGAUCCUGGAAAAGGUCAACAGCCUGUUUCUUGUCAACCUGGCCUACGCCUAUGACACCAAGACCCACCUGUGCCUUGUCAUGACCCUGAUGAACGGCGGUGAUCUCAGGUAUCACAUUUAUUACGUCAGUGAGAAGACCAAGGGUAUUGAGAUGCCACGCAUCAUCUACUACACAGCGCAGAUCUGCACAGGCAUUCUUCAUCUGCAUGAAAUGGAUAUCAUAUAUCGUGACAUGAAGCCCGAGAACGUGCUGCUGGACAGCUUUGGCCAGUGCCGACUCUCUGAUCUGGGUCUGGCCGUGGAGCUACCUGCUGGAAAGACCAUCUCCCAGAAGGCUGGAACCGGAGCGUACAUGGCCCCUGAGAUCCUGAACGAAGUUCCCUACAGGACAUCGGUCGACUGGUGGGCGCUGGGAUGCAGUAUUUACGAGAUGGUGGCUGCCUACACACCAUUCAAGGGUCCCGAAUCCGGGAAGCAGAAGGUGGAGAAGGAGGAGGUGCAACGUCGCAUCUGCAAAGAGGAACCCCCAUGGGAGCACAAGAACUUUGACGCGCCCACAAAAGCCAUCAUCCAGGAGUUCCUCAAGAAGAAUAUCGAUGAACGCCUGGGCUGCAAGGGAGGAGGUGAGGACCCCCGUAAGCACGAGUGGUUCAAGUCCAUCAACUUUCCUCGUCUGGAGGCUGGUUUGAUCGACCCCCCUUGGGUGCCCAAGCCCAACGUGGUCUAUGCCAAGGACACUGGCGACAUUGCUGAGUUCUCCGAGAUCAAGGGCAUUGUGUUCGACGCCAACGACGAGAAGUUCUUCAAGGAGAUUGGCACGGGAGCCGUGGCCAUUCCGUGGCAACAGGAGAUGAUCGAUACGAAACUGUUUGACGAGCUGAACGACCCCAACAGGAAAGAGUGUGCUGGGGGUGAUGACGGGGAGGGGAAGUCUGGCACGUGCACAUUGCUGUGAGCAGUCAAACCUGGCACGUAUAUACACCAAAACAUGGCACCAAUACAUCAACUGAUUCGCUCAUGUUCUGUAAAAUUCUUGUAAAACAUUACACACAGAAAUAAUUGAACAAAAUGCAUCGGAGAACAGCAGGAGAGAGAGAUGAGGUAUCCUUCACUGGACCGGGUCGAUUGCCAAGCGAUUUUAGUAAUAUGUGUUGAAAGUUCCCGGAGCUUCCGAACACAUAGGAGAGUAAAGGUGGCUUUACCAUGAUUGGUAUUGGUAGUCUCUUCAGAUUGCAGCUACUCCCAGAUGUUUCUCAUGAUGUAUUAGUGCCCUUCUGGCCAACAGGGGUCGUAAGAUUAAAAUAUAACAAAUUCAUAUGGUGGAUAAAACAUUUUUUAAAUGAUUAAUGGAUGAAUACAGGCCUCUGUUUACAUACAGCCUGCAUCAGAAAGAUUUGUGUAUGUAGACUGCAGUGCUAGCCCUAGGCCUGAAACCUAGGCAUUGGCCACAAUGGAGCACGGUAUGCUGAAUUUACUAGUUUGGGAAUAUGGUUGGGAUCUCAUUCUUGAUUGUGUUCCAUUAAUUGAAUUUGAUAGAGGCCACGUUUUUUUUCAACACCCCCCGUCCCCCGUCCCCCACACCGAGAUGAAUUUUGUCUCUCUAAAGGCAGAGGUGAUAACUUUAUUUUUGUCAAAUAUUUCAAGAGAUGAAUGUCUGUAUGGACACAUCACCUUUUUAGAAAUUCCACCUGGAAGCGAUCAAAAGCUAAUAAAUAAUAUUUCUACCAUCAGAAGUUAUUUCAAAACAAAAUGUGGCAGAGAUUUACUUACCUAUAAUGACUUACCUUUAGUCGAUCACUAAAUUUCCAAGCAGAUGGACUUUCCAAUCUAGCAUCUAGUUUUAUUUUAAAACGGUGUUGUAUAUGAAUAUAAAUAUGUCUAUCUAUGCAUUGACAGGGGAGAAAUCCACAGAUUAGGUGCUAGUCAGGACUGGAUGAAUGCUCAACUCUCGUUGGGCUGUGAAGGUUCCAUGCCCUGGUUUCUCAGGAGAGAGGAAUGUAGAGAAAAUCCAGUCGGAUUCUAUAUUCGAAGAUUGAACAUUGAGAGGAGUUGGGCUAGGCCAACAAUGUGUUCCUGUACCAGGAAUAUCUAUUUGUCCCCCCCCAUGCUUCCAUUCAUGUGAUUUGUCUGAAGUUCGAGAUACGUGUACAAAUCUCAAGUUAGAAUCUAGUUAGCUAGCUAGCUUUCAAAACGUUUAACAAAAAAAUUCACUGUUCCCUUGUUUGUUGUCUCAGGGCUAAGACUUAUUUCAUAUAAUAAUAAUAAAAUAUUAUUAUUAUUAUAUAACUUUAAAUUGACUAACUUUAUUAUAUUAUGCUAUUAAUAUAAAUAUCAUAAACAUACUUGUAAAUAUAAUUUGAGAGGAAAACAUUACA
Molecule: messenger RNA, 3204 nt
Organism: Salmo salar (Atlantic salmon)
Lineage: Eukaryota; Metazoa; Chordata; Actinopteri; Salmoniformes; Salmonidae
Product: rhodopsin kinase grk7a
Biological process (GO): protein phosphorylation; signal transduction; regulation of signal transduction
Cellular component (GO): cytoplasm
Molecular function (GO): rhodopsin kinase activity; ATP binding
Source: RefSeq, a predicted model, not a curated record